Molecule: messenger RNA, 2315 nt
Organism: Pieris brassicae (large cabbage white)
Lineage: Eukaryota; Metazoa; Arthropoda; Insecta; Lepidoptera; Pieridae
Gene: NGR-A26
Product: cardioacceleratory peptide receptor-like
Exons: 11
Coding region: 186-1460 (424 amino acids)
Biological process (GO): G protein-coupled receptor signaling pathway
Cellular component (GO): membrane
Molecular function (GO): vasopressin receptor activity
Source: RefSeq, a predicted model, not a curated record
UGUACACUCGCCGGUCCGUAUCCGUACUUUCGCCGCGUAUAAAAACUUUACGCCAAAAUGUCAACUGACAUAAUUAGACCGCGUUACAGAUUUUAUUUUUAAAUGUGCCAGUGAAUUCAAAGUUUUGGCGGCAAAAUGACUUUUUAAUUUGGCGGUCACCGAAUUUCGAGUCAAGGAUAAUUAAAAUGGAUCCAGAGCUCUUCGAGGAAAUGGAGGUCACGACCAGCCGGUCACUAGCAACCACUCUCUUCCCUGGACACAGCAAUCUCACACAGAAUGCCACCGACUUGAACAUGUUCUUUUUCUAUGAUUAUAUUCAGUUUCCGGUGAUGUGGCUUCUCUUCGUGUUGAUCGUUCUCUUAAACGCAUCGGUGAUAGCCGCUCUCCUCUGUACAAAUGCAAGGAAAAGUCGAAUGAAUUUCUUCAUAAUGCAACUUGCGAUUGCUGAUCUGAUGGUUGGCCUGUUAUACGUGUUUGUGGAUAUACUGCAGAAGAUAACAAUCGCUUGGUUGGCUGGAGAGUUUAUGUGCAAAUUCGUCAAAUUUUUACAGGCAGUGGUCAUGUAUGCAUCAACGUAUGUACUUGUCGCCUUAAGUAUAGAUCGUUGCGAUGCUAUCACCAAUCCAAUGAAUUUCUCAGGAAGUUGGAAUCGCGCGCGUGCUCUCAUCGCAGCAGCUUGGAUCAUCAGCAUCAUUUUCUCUAUUCCUAUAUUAAUUCUAUACGAAGUAAAGGAAAUGCAAGGUCAACUCCAGUGCUGGAUCGACCUGGGCACGCCACAGCGGUGGCAGGUCUGGGUCACCUUGGUAGCUGCCAUGAUUUUUGUGCUGCCAGCUUUAGCUAUCGCAGCAUGUUACGCUGUGAUAGUUCUUACCAUCUGGACCAAGAGCAAAGCGGUGGUCAUGUCCCCACCAGUAAAUUCUAGAAGAUCCAAGAAUAUGAGAAAUGGACAGGUGGAAUGCGACCCAGAUUCCCGCCGUGCCAGCUCUCGCGGCUUGAUACCGCGAGCCAAGAUUAAAAGCGUCAAAAUGACAUUUGUUAUUGUUUUUGUGUUCGUUCUUUGCUGGUCACCGUACAUCGUGUUCGAUCUUCUCCAAGUAUACCAUCACAUACCUCCGACACAGACCAACCUGGCAAUCGCUACCUUCAUCCAAAGUCUCGCGCCCCUCAAUUCAGCAGCUAAUCCAUUAAUAUGCUGCAUGUUUUCGCCGCAUAUAUACAGUAGUUUAAGGCGCGUUCCUCCUUAUCGCUGGCUAUGGUGUGGACGAACACGAAAGCGUCACGCGCGUGGUACAUUGCGCUCGCGGUCGGACUCCACAGCGAACUCAGAUCUCCUUAGUUCAACGCAUGCAAGGAGAUCAAAUACCAUCGCUACGGUAUUAAACCGUACAUGCAGUAGCAGUAUCCCAAGAACAGAGCAGCGGCGCACGCAACUAUUGGUUCUCUUGCCUUCCAAGGACUGACCCAGGCUUUCUCCAGCGCAUGACGUCAUGCUUUAAGAUGUAGAGGAUUCCCGUUUUUCUUUUAUUGGUGGACUAUCUAACUAGCUAAGCAAAAAUGUUGGGUGUUAUGUUUGGUAUUGUGUGCAAUUUCUUAGGGCAGCUAGAUAAACCUGAAAGUGAACCUCCUAAUGUAUGCUAAAAAAAUAUAACAAAAUCCUGUCGUAGGCUUGGUGUAACAAUGUUCUGAUUUCCAUAAUAUAUGCUCUCAGACACAUUUAACAUACAUUAAUUUAAAAAGAAAUAAUUUCGCAAUAUUUUUUAAAUUUCGCGUAACGGUAGUUGAGGUGAUUAAUAUUUGAGUUGAAAGCCGUUUAUAUAACAGUUUAUAUGCAUAAUACUAAACUACUCUGACGCCUACUAGACGCUAAGCAAACAUCAGUUGCCAUGGCAACCUCAAACCCCUAAAUAAAUUUAUAUUUAAAAUUUGAGUGUGUCGAAGUAAACUAACUAUACGCAAUAUAAGAAAACUAAGAAUAAGUCGUGAGAGUCAUGUAAACAAAUAAUCAUGGUCGAUUGAGAUGUGUUCAGGAUGCAAUAUAUUACGCCAAUGUAUGUUCGUCUGUAUAUAGGAUAACAUAGUGCCAAGUUUGUAUAGUCACAAUGUAUAAAUAACUUUUUCCUUUGUUUAGGUGUCGUAAAUGUCUUUUCUUAUAUAAAUCAUGUCAGUUUUGAAGAACUAUAAAAUAAUUUCUUCAAUUUGACGAGUUGUACGCUCUAACCAAAACCCGAUAAUUUGAUAGCAAAUGUAAUAUUCAGAGACGUGAAUUAGCCAAACAAUCCUCGUCAAAUCUAACACGUUCCUUACAGGAUUCAUAC